Molecule: messenger RNA, 1575 nt
Organism: Penicillium pulvis
Lineage: Eukaryota; Fungi; Ascomycota; Eurotiomycetes; Eurotiales; Aspergillaceae
Product: putative MFS transporter
Exons: 2
Coding region: 1-1575 (524 amino acids)
Biological process (GO): transmembrane transport
Molecular function (GO): transmembrane transporter activity
Source: RefSeq, a predicted model, not a curated record
AUGUCUCCCCCCACCACCACGUACGAAAAGCCCUUUGAAAGUCUUGGCGUCGAUGAAGAAACUGAGGCUCUGGAGGGUUACGUGGUUGAUCCCAGUCAUUAUGCAAACAAUGCAGCCAGACUGAAGACCAGCUCCGAUGGCCGUUUUGUUCUCAUCCCGCAGCCGUUGGAUUCCUACAAUGACCCGCUGAACUGGUCUGAAGGCAAGAAACGAUGGAUCGUGGCUGUCAUUGCUUUUAUCGCUCUGUUGGCCGACUACACGGGUGGGUCUGCUAUUAUCACUGUUCUGCCGCAGUCGAUGCAAUGGGGUCUCACUCAGGCGACUGUUCAGAAAGCCGUUGUAGGAAACCUUUUUACGAUUGGUGCUUGUGGCUUAUUUGUCGUUCCACUUACGAGCUACUUUGGUCGUUGGCCAGUUCUGCUGGUCUUUCAAUCUCUUAUGCUCGGAACGUGUGCAUGGUCUGCUGCCGCCACCAGUUUCCACUCUUACCUCGCUGCCCGUAUCAUCAAUGGCUUUUUUUGCAGUGUCGGUCAGGGAGGUGCGCUAAUGUGGAUCAAAGAUUUGUACUUCUUUCAUCAGCAUCCGCAGGUCAUCAACUAUGUCGAAUUUUCGAUCGUCGGCAGUCCAUACCUUGGUCCCUUGAUUACCGCAUUCAUUGUUACGACAGUGAGCUGGCGAUGGGCCUUCUGGGUAUGCACGAUCCUCUCGGGCAUUAGUUUGAUUCUUGUCUUCUUCCUUGACGAGACGCUGUUUGAUCGAAAGGCGCCGCCUGAUUCUCGUGGUUCUUAUCUCUCUCGUCUAUCCGGCGUUGGAGAGGCCCGAAUUUCGCGACACAAAAGCUUUAUUGGGUGCAUGUUGAUCCCAGUGGUAGCUAUUACCAAAAUACCGGUGCUGACAAUCUUGAUCUACUACUUCUUCAAUUCCGCCUGGGUUGUCGGAGUGAACACGACUAUUAGCAUUUGGCUGAGCAACAAGUAUGGUUUCUCACUUGAAGACAUCGGUAAAUACCCAACCUCACACAUGUGGUAUCAGAUCAUACUAACCCAUCAAGGCUAUUUCUAUUUCUUCGGCAUAGUCGGUGUACUUGUAGGCUGGCUCAUUGGCCACUUUAUCCAUGAUGCAGUUGCACAACACUACGCCAAAAGACACGACGGCCGUAUUCAUCCAGAAGCCCGACUACUUCUAGCAUAUCCGGCGACUUUACUCUGCGCUUUGAGUCUGGUGCUACUCGGACUCGCCUUUGAGAACCAAUGGCACUACAUGGUGAUUGCCGUAGUUGCUGCAAUGCAAUGUGUCGGUUUCAUGAUCGUCACUACUGCCAUCAAUUCCUAUCUGCUUGACGCCUACCCUGAGGGCUCAGGAGAGGUCGGUGCAUGGGUUACGGCGAGUCGCAACUGGGCGGGAUUCAUGGCGACAUUUGUUCAGAUCGACUGGGUGAAUCGACUUGGACCUGCCAGAGCGUUAGGUAUUCAAGCUGGCAUCACAGUUGCGUCACUGUUUUUGAUCGCGUUCUUGCAGGCUUAUGGGAAGCGGCUGAGGCAAUGGCAGGGCAAAAUGAUUUUCAAGAAUUACUGA